AUGCAUAGCAUAACCAUUCCUCCCGGUUACAUUUUCCUAUCUCUGGACGUCUCAAGUUUAUUUACGAGUAUUCCAGAGCGUUUGGUCUUAAAUGCUUUGGACAAAAGAUACACAGAGUUGUCACAGUCUAGAUUGUCGUUCGAUAAAAUACGCAGGGCGACACAAUUUCUGUUCCAGAACACGUUUUUUGCCUUCAACAAGAUCUACUACCGACAGAGGUUUGGCACACCUAUGGGAAGUCUAAUUUCGCCACUGUUUGCAGACAUAGUCAUGGACGAUCUCGAGCAGUGGUGUUGGAAAGAAUUGGAGAAGCUUGGCUGUAAUGUACUUUUUUACCAUCGUUACGUGGAUGAUACCAUCCUCUGCGUACACGAACAGUACAUAAGUUCGGUAGUUCGUUUGUUCAACAGUUAUCACCCGGCAUUGAAGUUCACUUACGAACAAGAAAAUCGAGGACAUAUUAACUUCCUGGACAUGACUCUGAUUAACCGUAACGGUAAAGUGUGCACAAAUUGGUAUAGAAAGUCGACCAACACCACAAGACUCCUCUCCUUCAAGUCAAAACACUCGACCCAACAGAAGAUCAAUAUUGUGUACAACUUGACUGACCGAGCCAUUUUGUUGUCUGACAAGAGUUUUCAUGCCAGCAACUUAAAUUUAGUCUCCAGCUUGUUGCAACUCAAUGACUACCCACGGAGGUUCAUCGACAAAUAUAUAAACAUCAGACUACAAGAGAUCCAAAGGGAGAGGUUGAUUCGUGAAGACGAAGUUUUGUCUGCCAAGAUCGAUGUGAGACCCUUCACUAUGUGUUUGCCAGCGGUGGAUACCUUCUUUGAUCGGUGCCUAAACAUGCUGAAGAAAUACAACAUCAAGGUUAUACCACUACAGGACCGAUCGAUGGCUCCAAUUAUAAAACUUGGCAAGGAUCGUGUAGAACCAAUGGAUACCGCUGGUGUGGUGUACCAACUGCAAUGCAACAGCUGUGAUACUCGUUACGUGGGCGAGUCAAAAAGACCUUUAAAAACGCGGAUAAAAGAACAUGAACGAGCCUGUAAAAACAAAAAUCAUGAUUCAGUCGUGGCGCUUCAUACCUUACGCAACCCCGGUCAUGAUAUGAGGUGGGACCAAGUUGGGAUUUUAGACAGAGAAACAAAAUAUUGUCCCAGAAUGAUCUCGGAGAUGAUACAUAUCAAUAACCAACGCAAUGUGCUGAACAAGAAAGAAGAUAUUGACAAACUCAACAGAGUUUAUUUCAAUAUUUUAAAAUAA
This is a messenger RNA of Trichogramma pretiosum, 1269 nucleotides long. RefSeq lists its product as uncharacterized. The transcript has a single exon. The coding region runs from base 1 to 1269 and encodes 422 amino acids. The record is from RefSeq and is a predicted model, not a curated record. Lineage: Eukaryota; Metazoa; Arthropoda; Insecta; Hymenoptera; Trichogrammatidae.